This is a messenger RNA of Lathyrus oleraceus (garden pea), 3164 nucleotides long. Its product is annotated as probable pectin methyltransferase QUA2. The record is from RefSeq and is a predicted model, not a curated record. Gene Ontology annotation, molecular function: methyltransferase activity. The transcript has 8 exons. NCBI's taxonomy places the organism in Eukaryota, Viridiplantae, Streptophyta, Magnoliopsida, Fabales, Fabaceae. Gene Ontology annotation, cellular component: cytoplasm. The coding region runs from base 475 to 2643 and encodes 722 amino acids.
GUUAUUAAUUAGUAUUAGUAUUAAUCUAUGAGACAAAUUAAUACUUGGUCCGUGAAGAAGUGUGUAUGAAUCACAUUCACAUUCACAUUCGCAUUCGGAUCAGAACACAAUCUGCUUCUUCUCAUUUCAUGUGCAUUUUUCUGAAGCAGAUUUAGCUUUCAAAUCAACCCAUUCAGUACCAAUAACACCGUCGAUAAGCGCCGUUGUUCUUCUUCCUCCGAUUCGUUUUGUUUUCUCGCCAAAAUUGAACACAACAACCAUCGUCAAAUUCACCGUGCUUUUGAUCUUAGCAACAACAAGGUUUGUAUUUGCUCAGCACAGCUGAAGACAUAUUUCAUAUUUCGUUAAUGAUUUAUUUUACACAAAUUUGAGUGAUGUUGAAGUAAACUUUGGUUAGUAUUUCGUUUCGGCGUAUUCGUAUAGUUAAGUUAAUAUCUACACGUUUAAACGCCGAGCAAGCGUGUUGGUUAGAGAAUGUCCAGGCCUUUGUACAGAGGUGUGACUGGGAUUCGGAUCCCUGAUAACAGUAUCGAUCCAUGGGAUUCACAAUCGAAAGAUAAAACAGAUAAAGAUGGUUUGGAUAAAAAAGGUUCUUCUGAUCAGAGUCCCUUACAAUUGAGGUCUCCUUUUAGGUUGCUUUUUGCAGAUAAUUCUAGUUCUAAAUACGGUGCCACGGAGAAUGGUUUCUCGCCGGAUCCGUUUGUUCUUGGCACUCCUAGAAGUCGGCAUAAGUUGAUUCUUCUCUUCAUGAAGUUUAGUAUAGUAUUUAUAGUUAUUUUUGCUCUUGCUGGUUCUUUUUGGUGGACAGUAUCGAUUUCAACCACAUCUAGAGGUAAUAUUUACCAUGGUUAUAGAAGACUUCAAGAGAAACUUGUAUCGGACCUUUUGGAUAUCGGAGAGAUUUCUUAUGCUCCCUCAAGAACGAAAGAAUUAGAAUUCUGUUCUCAGGAGUUUGAAAACUAUGUUCCUUGUUUUAACACUUCAGACAAUCUAGCUCAGGGUUACUCUGAUGGCGGUGAGUUUGACCGGCAAUGUGGCCACGAGCUUAAGCAAAAUUGUUUACUUCUCUCGCCGACGAAUUACAAAAUUCCUCUUCGGUGGCCUACUGGAAGGGAUGUUAUCUGGGUUUCUAAUGUUAAAAUCACUGCACAGGAAGUUCUUUCUUCUGGAAGCUUGACCAAGAGGUCAGUGAUGAUAUAUAUCUCUACCACUGGCUUGCAUUCUUUCAUCCAUCAUUUCAUCUUAAAGUUCUCAUGUAUUUUAUUUGGUUACAGGAUGAUGAUGCUCGAUGAAGAGCAAAUUUCCUUUCGUUCUGCCUCCCUUAUGUUUGAUGGUGUUGAAGACUACUCACACCAAAUUGCAGAAAUGAUUGGACUUAGAAAUGAAUCCAACUUUAUACAAACUGGGGUUAGAACCAUACUGGACAUUGGUUGUGGUUAUGGUAGCUUUGGAGCGCACCUCUUUCACAGUCAACUUUUAACUAUGUGCAUUGCAAACUAUGAGCCUUCAGGGAGUCAAGUUCAACUUACACUUGAAAGGGGUCUUCCUGCUAUGGUUGCUUCUUUCACUACAAAACAGUUGCCAUAUCCAUCUCUCUCCUUUGAUAUGCUGCAUUGUGCUAGAUGUGGCAUAGAUUGGGACCAGAAAGAUGGAAUUCUCUUGAUUGAAGCUGAUAGACUUUUAAAACCCGGGGGCUAUUUUGUCUGGACUUCGCCGGUUACAAAUGCCCGUAACAAAGACAGUCAGCAAAGGUGGAAGUUCAUACAUGAGUUUACAGAAAACCUUUGCUGGGACAUGCUAUCACAGCAAGAUGAAACUGUCGUAUGGAAGAAAACUAGUAAAAUAAAAUGCUAUAACUCAAGAAAGAACGGUCCUCCUCCCCCUCCUUUAUGUAGUAGAGGCUAUGAUGUGGAGUCUCCAUACUAUCGAGAUCUGCAAAAUUGUAUUGGAGGAACACAUAGCAGUCGUUGGAUUUCAAUUGAAAAGAGGGCGACCUGGCCUUCCAGGGAUCAUCCGAAAAAGCAUGAGCUUGGAAUACACGGAUUGCAACCUGAUGAAUUUGUGGAAGAUGCUGAAAGCUGGAGGACAGCAGUACACAACUAUUGGUCUCUUCUGUCACCUUUGAUAUUUUCUGAUCAUCCAAAGAGACCUGGUGAUGAAGACCCUCCACCACCUUACAACAUGCUACGAAAUGUGCUAGACAUGAAUGCUCAUUUUGGUGGUUUUAAUUCUGCAUUGUUGCAUUCUGGAAAAUCUGUCUGGGUCAUGAAUGUGGUGCCAACGAAUGGACUCAACUAUCUUCCCUUGAUCCAGGACCGUGGUUACGUUGGUGUUUUGCAUGAUUGGUGUGAGGCCUUUCCAACAUACCCUAGAACCUAUGACUUGGUACACGCAGCAGGGUUUUUAUCUCUUGAAACUGCUCAGCCGCACAGAUGUACCAUGCUUGAUAUAUUCAUUGAAAUUGACAGAUUACUUCGCCCAGAGGGUUGGAUUAUAAUUCGUGACACAGUUCCUUUAAUAGAGACAGCUAGAGCUUUAACAACUCGGCUGAAGUGGGAUGCAAGAGUCAUAGAAAUCGAAAGUGAUAGCGAUCAGAGACUCCUGAUCUGUCAGAAGCCUUUCUUUAAAAGACAAGCAAAUUAAUUCAUUCAAGUCCUGAAGAAAUCAAACCAUAGUAUUCAUAUAUUCAUUUUCAUAAUGUUCAUUUGUUAUCAUAAUGGUCUGCCAUAGAAAGUGGGGAUUGAAAAUUUUGGACAGAAACGAGCCGAAAAAGACAAUAGAGGAAAGAAAACAGUAAAUGCUUAUCAGCGAUACAACCAAAACUCCUAUGUAACCGUAAGGUUUAUACAUAGGAUCGUGUAAUUACCAAACGAGGAGCAGAACAGACGAGGAAGUAUACUGGUAGAUAUGAUUUUUCAUGUGAUGUCUGAUUACAGUUACACAGACUUAUUAUGAUUAAGAUUGGGAAGAUUAUGAAAGAAUAAGUUAUUUUUGUUUGCUGUGGUGUAUAAAAUGCUCAGUGGUUGAUUCCCCCUUUUGCAAUAGAAGCAUUUUUCUGCUCCAUUUAUAGAUUCUUUAUUGUUUCAUGUAAUGACCCGGAAAAACUAUAUCUUGACAAUUUUCUCUAUGUUCAUGCUGUGAAAUCAAAAUCACAUUCUCCAUUA